CGAGAAGGGGAGGAGGAAGUUGGAAAGGGUCUUGCUUGCUUCGGUCAUUUCAUGCAUAGAGGCUGCAGCUGCAGCAAUGCAGCCUCCAGAGGCUGGCCGAGCUGUCAUCCAGUUCCGCCACUGUGGAAGGGAUGUCUACUGCUUUAGGGUGCCUGACCUUUGCCCCAUGUGCCGGCAGCCCGUAAGCUUCAGGAAGUUGGACGAGGCACCUGUCAGCAUUGCUACCCCGUUGAUCCAGGGGCACCAAGAGCAGUGCGUCUUCCUGCUCAGGCCAACCCGAGGGACCUUCCUUAGGGACUAUGAUGGAAAUGCCGACCUCCAUGUUGGAAUAACCAAUACACGUGGAAUUGUGUAUAAUUACAAUGAGCAAGGUGUCCACAGAGAUGAAGUUGGGUGGGAACAGAGUAUAAGUAUUCCACUAUUACAGCCCAACAUGUUUGGACUGAUGGACCAAUGGGAUAAAUAUCUGGAAGAGUUCUCCGCAACAGAUGCCUGGUCUCCAAACAGGUAUGAAGAACAUUGCCACAACUGUUAUACUUAUGCCCUGACAUUCAUUAAUUAUAUACUGACUGCAGAGGGGAAGCAUCAAUUGGACAAAGAUGAAUUCACCGAGAAAUUUGUGGUACCAAAGGCAAGGAGAGCUUCUAAGUAUAUCACUCUCUAUCGGGCAGUAGAAGAACAUGGGUUCUACAUUAUUGAUCGCCUUGAUUCAGAUACAAAUCUUCCUUAGGGGAACAAUUUAUGAAUGAAAUUUUAAAAUGCACUAUGUCAAGAGAGGAGAUGAAGUUUGGAGAGCUACUAUACAAGGGAUCGAUUCCUGAACUUUCCAUCUUCUCCACAGUGGGUUGUCAUGGCUGAAGAAUUCACUACCUGGUGGCCAGCCUGCUGGUGAUGGGGCUUCUCAUCAUCAGCCAGUCUACUCCUCAGACAUAGUUCAUCACCAGCACCAUACUGGAAAUCUUUUCUGCACAACAUGGCAUGGCAUAACCUGCCAGAAAUCUUGCUGCUUUGGUCUGUCCUUUAAGAAUCUAGAAUACUUCUCUGCCACGAUGAAGUUAUUGAGUUUAAUCUUUAUUUUAAAUUGUAUUGAUGAUAUAUUUAUUUCACAAUCAUUCCUGGAUAUAUUGCCCCUCCCCCCCAUAGCACUGACCCUUACUUUAAAAAAAUAAGUUAUAUUUUUGUUUCUUUUGUAUCACUAUAGUAUCCCAUAUAUUCCUCCUCCACCCACUCACUGAGCACCAUCCCAUAUAAUGAAGUAUUUUUUUUUUUAGAGCAAGAGAAAAAGCUCAACUGAUUGAUACAUUGAAAAAGUCCAA
This is a messenger RNA of Vombatus ursinus (common wombat), 1316 nucleotides long. It is a transcript of the gene MKRN2OS, whose product is annotated as MKRN2 opposite strand. The record is from RefSeq and is a predicted model, not a curated record. NCBI's taxonomy places the organism in Eukaryota, Metazoa, Chordata, Mammalia, Diprotodontia, Vombatidae. Bases 77 to 730 code for a protein of 217 amino acids. The transcript has 4 exons.